AUGCAAAUUAGUUAUAAGGCAGCAGAAGGCUUCUUCUUUUUAGCCCCCGCUCUUUUAUCAUACACCUUUAGUGGAAAGUUAAAUGAGAUUGUUACAAAGUAUGUGAUGUAUGUUCGAUUAGCAUUUGUUGCUUCUAUUAUUCUAGAUAUGGCUGUUUCAUACAGAAUCAAAAGAAGAAUAGAAAUGCACAAUGUAAAGACAAAAAUAAAAUUUGCAACUGACGACUACAUUGUAAUUCCAGCUGCAGUGCAGGACGAAAAUGAAGAACAGGCACAGAGUGAGCAGAAGGGAGAAGUGGAAAUUGAAAUGACAGUCCAUGAUUAUGACUUAAAGGUAAUCAAUGCACACAUAUCAAGAAUUCUGUCUAAUGCUGCAAUUCAUUUGGCAAUACAUCUGUUUAUGAAAAGUGGCCAGCCAUUAAUGAUGCUUAUUUUUAAUCCACUAAAGCACUUCAUUCUUUUCCCUCCAUACAUUGAGUACAUCACUGGGCGAUCCAUGCUCAGACCAUUCUCCAGGAACUACAUCAUUGGAGGGUCUGAGAAGAGAAAGUCUGCAAAGCCAGCAGAAAAGGUCGAUGAAAUCCCAGAAAAAGAAAUGAAGGUAAAGAAAGAGGAAUAGAGUAUGAAUAAACUAUCGGUUUCUCAUUGCAGAGCAAUAAAUGAUAUUUGGAUUUUUCGGGUUAUUCGGG
This is a messenger RNA of Nematocida parisii ERTm1, 688 nucleotides long. RefSeq lists its product as uncharacterized. The transcript has a single exon. Lineage: Eukaryota; Fungi; Microsporidia. Gene Ontology annotation, cellular component: endoplasmic reticulum. Bases 1 to 618 code for a protein of 205 amino acids. The record is from RefSeq and is a predicted model, not a curated record. Gene Ontology annotation, biological process: protein targeting to ER.